UCCUAAAAGUGACAUAACCGAAUGCAAUAUGCUUUCUCCGGCGGAUCCUGUGAUUAUAGUACUUUUGGGCUAUUUGCUCUUCGUCCUGAAAGUGGGACCAAAGUUUAUGCAGAAUCGAACGCCAUUUGAUCUGCGAACCAUUAUCAAGGGCUAUAAUAUCUUUCAGAUAAUAUACAACGUUUGGAUGCUCGUCUACGCCAUACACUUUUUGUUCUUUUUGAGGCUGUAUGAUUUGGGAUGCAUGACGAGUCUUCCUCUGGACCAUGAACACAAGCACCGGGAGAGCUACUUCGGCACCCUGUACUUGGUCAACAAGUUUGCCGACCUGACGGAAACUAUAUUCUUUGUUCUGCGGAAGAAGAACAGACAGAUAUCUGUCCUGCAUGUCUUCCAUCACGUCAGCAUGCCGUUGGUGGUAUAUUUGUUCAUAAGGCUCCAAGGAUUUGCUGCCGUUAUCCUUUAUUGCGUCUUGAACGUGGCCGUUCAUGUGCUGAUGUACACCUACUACUAUCUGUCCUCCGUCAGCAAGGCGGUGCAGUCGAGUCUUUGGUGGAAGAAGUACAUCACCAUGGCCCAGAUGGUACAGUUCGGAAUUAUACUAUCCAUCAUAGCCUACACAUUAUCGCAGCCCAAUUGCAAUGUCCCGCGACCCGUGGUGUAUGUUUCAGGCUGUUUAACAUUGUCCUUUUUGGUAUUGUUUAGCAACUUUUACAUCAAGUCGUACUUACUAUCGGACCGAAAGCGCGGUCAAAAGUCAUAAGUACUUGAAUAUAGUCAGAGUAUGAUCAAAAACAAAUAAAUUCAUAGUUUUGUUAGAGAAACUAGAGACAUUUAAUUAAACUAUACAGCAAAGGUACACCUAAA
This is a messenger RNA of Drosophila bipectinata, 864 nucleotides long. RefSeq names its product very long chain fatty acid elongase F-like. NCBI's taxonomy places the organism in Eukaryota, Metazoa, Arthropoda, Insecta, Diptera, Drosophilidae. Gene Ontology annotation, molecular function: fatty acid elongase activity. The record is from RefSeq and is a predicted model, not a curated record. Gene Ontology annotation, cellular component: endoplasmic reticulum membrane. Gene Ontology annotation, biological process: fatty acid elongation, polyunsaturated fatty acid; fatty acid elongation, saturated fatty acid; fatty acid elongation, monounsaturated fatty acid.